AUGGCAGAAACAACCCCCGUCCCCAACACAUGCAAAGCCGGCGUCGUCGUCAACGAAGGCCCCAACUUCCACCUCGAAGUCCAAGACGUCCCCGUCCCAGAACCAGGCCCCGGCGAACUCCUCAUCCAACUCGCACACACGGGCCUCUGCGGCUCCGACAUCCACUUCAUGCUCAGCGACCUCGGGAUCUCCAUGUCGACCUUCGCCGUGCGGUCCCCCGGCCACGAAGGCGCCGGGCGCGUCGCGAAACUCGGCCCUGGCGUCACCGGGUGGGCGGUGGGCGACCGCGCGGGCAUCAAGCCGAUUUGGGACGUUUGUCAUAAUUGCGAGCAGUGCUGGAGUGGCGAGGAGCAGUAUUGUGUCAAGGCGGUGCAUACGGGGCUGAUGACGACGGGGAGUUAUCAGGAGUUUUGUUUGAGUGCGGCGAUAUACACAUCCCGCAUCCCAGACGGGGUAUCCGACGAACAAGCCGGCCCGAUCAUGUGCUCCGCCUCAACAAUGCACCGCGCCCUCAAAGACUCCAACCUCAAACCCGGGAACUGGAUCGUAUUCCCCGGCGGCGGAGGCGGCGUAGGAAUCCAAGGCGUGCAGCUCGCCAAAGCGAUGGGGAUGCGACCAAUCGUCGUCGACGGCGGUGAGGAGAAGAAGGCGUUGGCCUUGAGCGUAGGCGCGGAGGAGUUUGUGGAUUUUAGAACAGAGGGAGAUGUCGCGGCGAGCGUGAAGAAGAUCGCGGAUGGAAUUGGCGCGCAUGGAGUCCUGGUUACGGCGUGGCAGAGUUAUAAGAACGCCAUCUCCUUCAUCGGCGACCGGGUCGGCGGCAAAGUCAUGUGCAUCGGCCUGCCUCCCAAUGACCAGAACGUCAUCACGGGCGACUCGCCCACGCACAUGGCCAUGAAGAAGCUUUCGAUCACGGGCACCAUCGUGGGGACCAUGCAGGACACGGCGGCGGCGUUGGAUUAUGCCCGGAGAGGGUUGUUGAAGCCGAUCCACGAGGUUAGGGGCUUGGGGGCUUGGCCGGAGAGUGUGCAGCAGUUGAAGCGUGGGGAGGUUGUGGGGAGGGUUGUGAUUGCUUUUGGGAAGGAGUAG
Zasmidium cellare ATCC 36951 is the source of this 1086-nucleotide messenger RNA. RefSeq lists its product as uncharacterized. Gene Ontology annotation, molecular function: zinc ion binding; oxidoreductase activity. The record is from RefSeq and is a predicted model, not a curated record. Lineage: Eukaryota; Fungi; Ascomycota; Dothideomycetes; Mycosphaerellales; Mycosphaerellaceae. The coding region runs from base 1 to 1086 and encodes 361 amino acids. The transcript has 4 exons.